CUGUCAAUUAACGCCAGAAACCCAGUCAAAGAAAAGAUCCAAAAAAACAAGUAGCGUCUGCUGAGCGCUACGUUUGUUGUGGACGGCUCACGGCCUGAGUGAUCCCUCCCCCCCUUCUCUUCGCCUCCCCUCCGGAACAUAAAUCACACUGGCAGUGAUGUUGUUUACACAUUAUGGCGGCUCCCUUGAGUUGACCGCCCUUUCAUCAACACUUAUGACGGGACUUUUGUCUUUAUUUAAGUUCAGGGCAAGGUAGAACUAAUGAGAACCGUAUUUAGUCCCCUCUUAUGUGACCAAAACGCUAAUUAUUUUGUAAUGUCACAAUCAAACACGUUAUCUGUGCUGCACAGCCGGUAGUGGUUUGAGUUUGUCAGUUUGACGUCGAAAAUGAUUCUCCUAGUAGAUUCUCGCGAAGCCAUUCCUGAAUUUAUCAACUUUACAAAGUGCAACCCGGUUUCAACUGAAAAUGGAUUUUUGGUCAGCGUACAAUCUUCCUCCCUUAUGAUUUGGAUUGAAGACAAUAAGGUGGUUCUCGACACUGGGCAUGGGCUACCAAUAACUACAGUCUGUGUUUCGGCUUCUUCAAACCCAUAUGUAUGCUCAUGUAGUGACGACAAAGUUAUAAUGUGGAGUCUGGAAGACUUCUCCAGCAAUCAUAACAGCAGAACACCAAAUCCUGGUUUACUUGUUGGUUUGGAGCUAGGAUCCAUUAGUGACUGUUCCAUCAGCUGUGACAAUACUUGGCUUGCGCUCUGCAGAGAAAGUGAUGUUUUGAUAGUACGUCUGCAGCACACUGACGGAGUAUUAAAUGCAGUCUCCCAUCACGCCACACUUGAGUCUCCUGGGGAGGCCCCAUCAUUUUGCCGUUUCUCACCAAUGGUUGCUAACCUUCUAGUCACUGCGGAUGACUCCAAUACAUUUAAGGUGUGGGACACUCAGUCAGGCCAAGUGGUCCACCACGCGGCCCUGGGUGGCUGGCACCGCAUUUCUUUCUGUGAGUUUGUUCUGUGUGGCUCGCACCAGGGGCACUUGCUGGUGGGCUCAAACCGGGGAGUUCUUCACCUUUUCUCUGUCAGCAUCAGCAAGCCUCCGAGGGGCAUGGGCCACGUGUCUGCGACUCCUCCAUCGCGGAGUUCGGUCUCGGUGACCGCCGACGACUUGGGUGUAGUGGCAAACACCGAAAAAGGGUCCAAGUCGGGGAAUGACCACAUCACGGCGAGCCGACUCCCCGCCACGCCUCCGGGUAUGCCUCCGAGUACGCCCCCGGCCGGGCCUCCUGCUUGUCCUUGCGAAACGAGACUCUGA
Thrips palmi is the source of this 1305-nucleotide messenger RNA. Its product is annotated as WD repeat-containing protein 27-like. Bases 388 to 1305 code for a protein of 305 amino acids. Gene Ontology annotation, molecular function: protein binding. The transcript is spliced from 5 exons. The record is from RefSeq and is a predicted model, not a curated record. Lineage: Eukaryota; Metazoa; Arthropoda; Insecta; Thysanoptera; Thripidae.